CAGAGCGCCUUGGCUGUGCCUAAUACCCAUCGCUGCGCACUUGACAGCCAGUCCGCCCGUCCGGAGCCCGGCUCGUUGGGGCAGCAUGGCGGGGUCGCCGCUGCUCUGCGGGCCGAGGGCCGGGGGCGUAGGCCUUUUGGUGCUGCUGCUCUUGGGUCUUCUGAGGCUGCCCCCCACCCUGUCAGCGAGGCCCGUGAAGGAGCCCCGCAGUCUGAGCGCAGCAUCCGCGCCCUUGGCUGAGACUAGCACUCCCCUCCGCUUGCGUCGGGCCGUGCCCCGAGGAGAGGCGGCGGGUGCGGUGCAGGAGCUGGCGCGGGCGCUGGCGCACCUGCUGGAGGCCGAGAGACAGGAGCGCGCGCGUGCCGAGGCGCAGGAGGCAGAGGAUCAGCAGGCACUCCUGGCGCUGCUGCGCGCCUGGGCUCCCCCCUCGGACCCGCCCUUGGCCCCGGAUGACGACCCGGACGCUCCCGCUGCACAGCUCGCCCGUGCUCUGCUCCGAGCUCGCCUAGACCCGGCCGCCCUGGCGGCUCAGCUUGUCCCCGCCCCUGCCCCUGCCGCUGCGCUGCGACCCCGGCCCCCAGUGUAUGACGAUGGCCCCACCGGCCCAGACGUCGAGGAUGCCGCUGACGAGACUCCUGAUGUGGACCCUGAGCUGCUGAGGUACUUGCUAGGGCGGAUCCUCACCGGAAGUUCAGAGCCAGAGGCUGCUCCGGCCCCGCGCCGCCUCCGCCGAGCUGUGGACCAGGAUUUGGGUCCCGAGGUGCCCCCUGAGAACGUACUGGGGGCUCUGCUACGCGUCAAACGUCUCGAGAACUCCUCGCCCCAGGCACCGGCACGCCGCCUCCUGCCUCCCUGAGCGCUACUGCAUUCUGCACGCCCUGGAACCCAGGAGCGCCCCGGAACCCAGGAGCGCCCCAGCAACCCUGACUCCCUGCCAGCACGUCCACGGCUGCUUACCCCAGCAACCUCCCAUCCCCUGAGCCCUCCCUCAAUAAAUGCAAUCUGUAGCAACA
Molecule: messenger RNA, 1013 nt
Organism: Rattus rattus (black rat)
Lineage: Eukaryota; Metazoa; Chordata; Mammalia; Rodentia; Muridae
Gene: Pcsk1n
Product: proprotein convertase subtilisin/kexin type 1 inhibitor
Biological process (GO): negative regulation of endopeptidase activity
Molecular function (GO): endopeptidase inhibitor activity
Source: RefSeq, a predicted model, not a curated record